Molecule: messenger RNA, 12814 nt
Organism: Podarcis lilfordi (Lilford's wall lizard)
Lineage: Eukaryota; Metazoa; Chordata; Lepidosauria; Squamata; Lacertidae
Source: the annotation of a GenBank genome assembly
AUGAGAUCACUGGUAGCUCCAGCACUCCUGGGUCUGAUCCUGGGAUGCAUAGCAAAUGCAGCUGUACUCCCUACCCUCCCUCAGGGAGAGUUUCCUGCUUGCGAUGACGUUGAGACGGAGCACAUGGCAGACUUCGCAGUGAACUACAUCAACGCAAAAAAUAACCACGGGUACAAGUACGCCCUAAACAGGAUCGAGAAGGUCAAGGUUCUCCCUCGGGUAAGUGCUUCCUGGCGGGUGGGGAGGAAGGUCAUUCUCCAGAUCAUACGAGGUGUGAGUGAAGGCUAUGUAAGAUCUUCAACUGUGCGGCACCCGUCCAAUACCCUGCUUCAGAACAAAACCUUCAUUAUGAGGUUUCAUCAUAAAAAUAAUCUUAUUUUUUGCACCCCACUCACCUGACUGGGUUGCCCCAGCCACACCGGGCAGCUUCCAACAUAUAAAAACAUAAUAAAACAUUAAACAUUAAAAACUUUGCUAUACAGUGGUACCUCAGGUUACAGACGCUUCAGGUUACAGAUUCUGCUAACCCAGAAAUAGUACCUCGGGUUAAGACCUCAGGAUAAGAACAGAAAUCACGCGGCAGCAGGAGGAGGCCCUACUAGCUAAAGUGAUGCUUCAGGUUAAGAACAGUUUCAGGUUAAGAAUGGACCUCCAGAAUGAAUUAAGUUCUGAACCCAGGGUACCACUGUACAGGGCUGCCUUCAGAUGUCUACUAAAGGUUGUAUAGUUACUUAUCUCCUUGGCUCAGGGGGUCGAAUAACUCCAUACCCUCCAACUUUUCUCCGAUGAGAAAAGGGAUGUCCUAAGGAAAAGCGAGACAUUUAGGGAUCAAAUCAGAAACUGGGAUGGCUUCUGUAAAUCUGGGACUGUCCCUGGACACUGGGAGGGUCUGUGGGUGGCUUCCAAGAGAUAUAAAAACAUAAUAGAACAUUACACAUUAAAAAGCUUCCCUAUACCGGGCUGCCUUCAGAUGUCUUUUAAUAGUUAUAUAGUUACUCAUCUCCUUGACAUCUGAAGGGAGGGCAUUCCACAGGGCGGGGGCCACCACCGAGAAGUCCUUCUGCCUGGUUCCCUGUAACCUCACUUCUUGCAGUGAGGGAACCGCCAGAAGGCCCUCGGCGCUGGACCUGUGUCCAGGCUGAAUGAUGUGGGUGGGGACGCUCCUUCAAGUAUACUGGGCUGAGGCCGUUUAGAGCUUCAAAAGUCAGCACCAACACUUUGAAUCGUUUAUUCGAUGUUGGUUUAUUUCACUACCAACCUUCCACUGAGAAGCUAUUGGGGUUCAGUGUACCCACACGGACGAUGGAAGCUUUGGUGUGGAUUGCACCUGGGCACGUCUUACUCCGUUGUUUAAAGGCAUCCAAAUGUCUUACUGUCCAGUGAGUGUCCCUAUUGCAUUUGGAAGAUGCACAUCUACCCAAUUCUGAAGUUGUGCAUGUCCUGAAUGGCUCACCGAAAGUGUUGUGGGAAUGAAGGGGUGGCAGUUAUGCAGAGGAGACCCACUGAAAUUAAUUGCCCUAAUUUACUCAUGCACACUCGUUUCAAGAGGUGCCGGAACGCACCACGAAUACCCGCCUUGUUUUCUUAUAAUGGCAAUGGUGUCUACCUGAGAGGUGUUGGAACUGAGUUCCGGCUGGAAAAAAAGCCCUCAAUAUAAUUAGUUGUACUUAGCUGAACACCACUCAAAGUCUGCACCACUCUCAAGGAACAUCCACUUGUUUGUUUGUUUGUUUGUUUGUUUGUUUGUUUGUUGCAUUUAUAUACUGAUGGCUCCAAUCCCCACUCAGCCAUGAAGCUCACUGGGUGGCCUUGGGCCAGUCAGUGCCUCUCAGCCAAACCUACCUUGCACAGUUGUUAUGCGGAUUAGAUGAGGGGGUUAACCACAUAUGCCACCUUGAGUACUUUGGAGUAAAAGGUGGCGUAAAAUGCAACAAAUAAAUUAAUUAAACAUAAGCUUCAAGAACAGGAAAGAAGCGAGCCAGGCUUCCAAGAAAGCUUCAUAAUGCCAGGAGUUCAGAGUAAGUCUCUACAGAAGCUCUCAGACCAGGAAACAUUGAUAGAUUUCCCCUUCAUCCUGCCCUCUUCUCUUUAAGGGGGCUGGAAGGAAGUACCAAAGGCAAUGACAUACCAUUUUGAAGAAAUUUCUGUUUUGGCACAUCUGUUAAGAGGGGAACUGACACCGUGAAGCACUCUAUGGAUUAAUAAUAAUAAUAAUAAUAAUAAUAAUAAUAAUAAUUUAUACCCCGCCCAUCUGGCUGAGUCUCCCCAGCCACUCUGGGCGGCUCCCAAUCAAGUGUUAAAAACAGUACAGCAUUAAAUAUUAAAAACUUCCCUGAACAGGGCUGCCUUCAGAUGUCUUUUAAAGAUAGGAUUUCCUGCUUAUUUCCUUCACAUCUGAAGGGAGGGUGUUCCACAGGGUGGGCGCCACUACUGAGAAGGCCCUCUGUCUGGUUCCCAGUGGGCCUUUUAGCUGUAUGCUGGUUAAAUAAAUGUAAACAAGUUUUUUUUAGUUUUUUUUAAUCUAAUCACCUUCUCUCAUUUCCUCCUCCACAGAGGCCGUUUGGGAAGAUAGCCUUCCUUGAGUUGGACUUAUUGGAGACUGAGUGCCAUGUGUCAAACCCACUGCCUGCUGAAAAUUGUACCAUAAGGCCACAGACACAGCAUGUGAGUUCCUGGACCUUUUGCUAACCUUGUGGAGAAUUUAAACAUGGAUUCUUGGGUGCAUGCAUCAUAUCUUUAUUCAAAUUAAUAGCAAUAAUAAUAAAGGCAUGUCAAUACAGGCUGACUGCUUGGAACUCAACUGUCCUGCUCACCAGGACGGUGCUGAUUUUACUUUUCAAAGUUGCACCCAACAAAAGUUUAAUUUACACAGCAAGCGUUCAUACUCAGGAUCCCUUAACAUUCUAAGGCAUAACUUGCCUGAGCUAUAUAACCUCAACCAAGUCUCUUGAUUGAGAGCGUGGGAAGUGCCUUUAUGGAUCAAAUCAAGUUCCACUUACUCAACUACGCAUUGCAAGGAUUUGAGCAGGUACUAGGUUGUCCACAAGAACAACCAAGUUACAAUUUAAUGGACGACCAGCCGCUAAAGAUUAGUCUGAUUCAUUCCAGUGGAAUUCAGCUAACCCUAACCUUUCCCAAACCUCAGCGGGUGAUGAUGUCCAACAUUCAAGGUCUGUGACUCAGUGAUGGAGCCAGUGGUGGAGGAACCCUCUCCGGCACCCGGGGCAGGACGCCGAUGGGCGGGGCGAAUCACCUGGUGGCGCACACACGGCGUCCAUAUGGACUGUGCAUGUGUGGCAUCCCGUACAGAGUGCGCAAGCGCAGCAGCUCACGCGGCGUCCGUAUGGGCUGCCGCUCACACACACCAUCCAUACGGGUGUCCGUACAGACUGCCGCACAAGCGGCAUCCCAUACGGACUCUGCAUGUGCAGCAUCCCGUACGGAGUGCGCACGCACGGCAGCCCGUACAGACACCCAUAUGGACAGCGUGCGAGAGCGGCAGCACCCAUACUGACUGUGUGUGCCCUCUGGAGGGAGGCAGGGGCCAUCUUAUCACACACAACCCCCCAGAGUGGCACCCAGGGUGGAUCACCCCCUCUGCCCCCCACUUCAUACACCCCUGGGUGGAGCAGCUGUUUUGCAUGCUGAGGGUUCUAGGUUCAUGGAGUCACAGAAUUGUAAAGUUGGAAGGAUCAUCUAAUCCAACCCCCUGCAGUGCAGGAAUAUUUUGCCCAAUGUGGGGCUUGAACCUAUGACCCAGAGAUUAAGAGUCUCAUGCUCUACCAGGUGAGCUAUCCCAGACCUCCUAAUUUUCCAUCAUCUCCUUGCCUGAAACCCUGGAGAGCCACUGCCUGCCCUUGUACACAGUAGUGAGAUAGAUAGACUGACUCUGCAUAACCUAUUGUGCCAAAAUUUGAAUUGACAGUGAAAGUUGAUUGUGUUCGGGAUCACAAACACAUCCUAAAAUAAUAAUAAUAAUAAAAAUAAAAAUACAACCUCCCAAAACCUAAAUAUUUGCCACACAUAAAAGCUUUAGUGUUUGAAUCUGUGGUCUCAGAUUUAAAAUCUGGACUCCUUUGAAUUAUAUGGUACGUCGUCCAAGUUCUAUUUCAACUGGUCAAAGUACAAGACAGAAACUAAGUAAGAAAUUCAAAUCUAUCUCAUUAUUUCUAGAACGGCAUCUUUUCCCACUUUGACUAUUCGUGGAAGUUGUGCCGUGGCUCCUUUGUUUAUAAUUGUCAAGUGCAUUGGCAAUUCUGGUAGCUUAUUACAAUUUUCUUUAGUGUGGGCCUUCCAGCCUGAGGGAAUUGUCAUACAAGUUUAACAGAUGGAUUAAAAAAAAAAAAUGUGUUGACUAAUAUCAACAAUGUGGCUAGAGAAGCAAACAGAAAAAUGAUCAUGGUGCAGUCUUGUAAUGAAGUCUACCCAAGUCCACCAUGCUCUUUUUAAAAACACCUGUUCAUAAGGCAUGGCUAGAGGGCUCAGGUCAAGGUCCACUUAGUCCAAUGGUAGUCACAAGAAUCCAAAAAAUCUGUUGGCAAUUGUCAUCCAAUAUAAAUGGUUAAUUGUGUAUUUAUGUGCACAAUAAACUGGCUAUAUUAGUCACCGGAGCAUCUGGAUAGCCUGAAGGUAUGGGGAGCAUUAUUCCAGUUUGCAAAAACUUCCCAGUUUGCAUUUCAAGGCAUUUCUUACACACUAUAGGUGACCAGGCCAGUGACUGUUUGCUAGGCUGGGUUUAGUCCCUUUUGGGUUCAGCAUCUGGGAGACGCAUAGCAUGUGUACCAGCCUUGGCCCACCAGGCAUUCCCCAGGUAUUUUGGACCAGAGCUUCCGACAGUCCUUGUCAACACAGCAAACGGACGUUGAGAUCCAAAACAUUGCCAAACAGGACAGCGUAGGCCGAUGUACAAGGUGUACAGUGUAUGUACAAGGUGUACAAUGAUGUACAAUGCUGCGGAACUUGGUUUUGCUCCCAUCAUAAUCAGCCCAUAAUCCUCUUCCUUUGAACCGCUAGGCUGUUGAAGGGGACUGCGACGUCAAACUCCUCAUUGUGGAUGGAGCCUACAAAGUGCUGUCUAGCAAAUGUCACUCUACUCCAGGUAAUCUCUUUGGCUGCUUUGCAGUCCUCGGUCACCAGGGCUGAGAAAUAGGGGGUCAAUGCCCCACGCUCCAACUCACUCCAUUUACCAUGACUCUCCCCAGGGCAUACCUCUCCCCAGCCUGGUUUGGCACAUCCCUUGAGUCGUUCUGCCUGGCCUAGGGAUAUGCCCUGCCUCUCAAAUGCCUUCCAUGUGGCCUCAUGAAGGGUUCCCAGAAGGCACCGCUAGCUUGAAGAAGGUUCUCCACCUCAAUCUAAGUUAGAGAGAGAGAGAGCAGCUGCAGGUGGGGCAAUGAGAACUAGUAGCACAAUGUGGGGGGCGGUGUUAACCCUUUCUCAGCCCUAGUGAGCACCACUCUUUCGCAGGUGCUGUUUGUCCCUGAGACAUCUGGGGCUUUCCCCCCCUACAGACUGUGUAGCACAAGAUUAAACCCUUGCUCUGUGAGACGUGGACUUGAUCCUGACUGGAUGUCACCACACCUAGCGCUCUUAAAAACAACAACUUACAUCCGUCAGUUGUGUCCUGUGGCCCUCAGUCCACCUGUGUGCUGAAUCUUUGUCUGGAAGGCACGUCCGGGCAUGCACAUGAACAAGGGAUGGAGAACUUGUGGCUCUCCAGAUAUUGUUGGACUCCAGAUCCCAUCACCCACUGCCAGCCUGGACAAUAGCCAAAUAUCAACAUCUGGAGAGGAGCCACAGGCUCCCUGUCCUUGAUAUAAACAUGAAGGGACCACACAGCUCUUAUAAUGGGUCUGUAGGUCGGUCCAACGAGAUGGUUGGACAGUGUUCUCAAAGCUACCAACAUGAGUCUGACCAAACUGCGGGAGGCAGUGGAAGACAGGAGUGCCUGGCGUGCUCUGGUCCAUGGGGCCACGAAGAGUCGGACACGACUAAAUGACUAAACAACAACAACAGGUCUUUUUCUGUUUCCUCUCAGUGUCUCGUUCUCCCAGUCUUGAGUUCACUUCUCCACAUUUCCAAAUGAGUUUGCCAAUUGGUUUUUCUUUUCUUUUUUUAACCCUCAGGAAAAUUGCCCAGCAUUUUCUUCUGACGCGCACAUUUUCUGUGCAAUUUUGCAUAAAAUACACACAACAACAACAUAUUAUUUGUACCCUGCCCAUCUGACUGGGUUGCUCCCGCCACGUUGGGUGGCUUCCAACAUAAUAUAAAAACACAGUGAAAACUUCCUGGUACAGAUGUCUAUGAAAAAUUGUGUAGUCAUUUAUCUCUUUGACCUCUGAUGAGAAGGUGCUCCACUACCGAGAAGGCCCUCUGCCUGGUUCCCUGUAACUUCACUUCUCGCAGUGAGGGAACUGCCAGAAGGCCCUUGGAGGUGGACCUUGGUAUUUGCAGGGCCAUCGUGAGUUCUUGGAGGAAGAGCAAAAUAAAAAUAUAAUAAAUUCCUUAAAUGUUCAUUUCUUAAGUUUCUGCCAACACAAAAUGGCUGCACCCUGUACUUUUCUCUUUUUCUUCCUUAGAUUCAGUUGAAGAUAUUAUCAGUGUUUGCCCUGAUUGUAACCCUUUGUCACAACUGGAUGACCCUAAGUUGAAGGAGGCAGCUAAUUCUGGGCUCGCCAAGUUCAACGCUGAAAAUGUCAAUGGAACCCACUACCAGCUCCUUGAGCUUUCAAGAGGGUUUACCUCAGUAAGUAUUCAGACAGGGCCACUAGCAGUGCUGCCGUAUUACAGAGAGAGUAGAGAGCAGGGAUGUUUGAAGACAUUGUUCAGUCCACAUGUUUAAGCGAGGCAAGCUGAUCUGCACUUCUAGUACGGAUGCACAGAUCUAAACGCAGUUAUCCCUUCUACUUUUGCUCUUUCAGAUUUUUGCAACACAAUUCUCGGCUCCCAAAUGGUCCAUUCUGGUGUGCAGGUUUCAUUCUGGCGGUCCACGCCAUCUGUAGUUGGAGGAGGGAGACAAAAUAUCCGUUGCAUUCAAUAUUCAAAUCCAUUUUUAAUUUCAUUUUUAUUACUCCUUCUUCUGAAUUGCAUUGCGUUUAGCCUAGUGCAUGUCAAUCACCACGAUGGGCAGACAAAUUAUGAAGACCAUCAGCAAGUUUCAGUUGAUCAGGCAAGGGCAGAGGGAAUUUGGGCACAACAGAUCAAAAACAAAACCAAGCAACACCAAUUAAUUAAAAAGUAGUAACGGCAAGCUUAUCCUCUAAAACAAAUAGUCCAAACAAGAGUGUUGGACUAAGACCAUUUUUGCUGGCGGCAAAUAGUGAGCAGUGAAGGGUUAAGGCAUAUCUUUCUUGGAAAGAUGGUCCAAAUGUGGGGGGACCAUGGCAGAGAAGGCCCUGCUUCCAGUGCCCACUCACUUUACCUCCAACCGUGAAGGGACCUGGAGAAGGGAACAUCUGGAGAGAAGUGGUUCCUGAGAUACCCUGGUCCCAAGGUGCUCGAGGAUUAAAAGUCCAGUCCAGCGCUUUGAACUGAGUCCAGAACAAAGCGGCAGGCAGUGAAACGGAUCAAGGAUGUGUGUGUGAAGUGAUAUGCUACCAGCUCCACUAAAAACGCUGGUUCCCCACAGCUGCCCUGAGCCUAACCUCCAUUGGAAAGAAGGACUGGUCUGAGUUGCUAGAAGGCAGCUUCAUAGGCUGGGUUGGUGGGAGGGAGUGGAAACUAAACAAAAGUGCCCCAGCGUUGCAAAUGCCCAUUUAUAUCAUUAAGAUUCUAUAUGACUCUUUCUGCUCAGUUGCGGCAUUUGAGAGAGACAGCUAAAAUGUUCCUUAUUACGUUCCCAGCAUAUGCCUCUAGGUACACAUGUGGAGUUUGCAAUUGCUGCCACUAACUGCUCAAGGCAACAAGCCCAAGACCCUGCAGAACACUGCCACGUGGCGACAGAUGAGCAUGCGGUAAGUGGAUGGGAUCCCAAUUAAUUCAGUGCAGAUUCCAGGACUGGUAACGUCUGCGGUCAAGUGAGACCUGCCAGCCCUUCUGCAUUGCGGGGCCCCUGUGCCUUUAAGAAAGCAUUUGAAAAAUGAAGUCCACACAUUUCUGACCUCCAUGGCUACAAGUCCCCCUCUCUAUAGAAAAAUACAUAUAUAAACUCGAAGAUUUCUAGACUUCAGGUCUAGAAAUGCCUGUUUUUCACAAGUGAAAGUGAUUUAAAUCUGGCCCAUGUUCACAAGCGAGUUGCUAGCUCUGCCAGACUUCAAAUCGCCAGACUCUGGAAGUUUGCAUUGGAUUCCUCAGGAUUUGGGUUCCUCAGGAUUUCAUACCCUCCAACAUUUCUCCGAUGAAAAUAGGGACGUCCCAUUCCACGGUGAUAAUUUUAUUAUUUAUACCCCACCUAUCUGACUGGGUUGCCCCAGUCACUCUGGGUGACGUCUAACAUGUAUAAACACAUAUUAAAACAUUAAACAUUAAGACACUUCCCCAUACUGGGCUGCUUUGUGUACAUUUCAUUGGUUAGAACAGCAUGCUGUUACUGGUUUCAGCUGUCUCCUAAAGGUUGUAUAGUUACUUAGGGUUGCCAUAUUUCAAAAAGUAAAAACCAGGACACCCCAAAGUUGUUGAGCUUUUUGAAGGAAACCACCAGAAUUCUUGAGCCAAAAAAACCACAGUUUUUGGGUUGACUUCUCUAAGAUCCAGGACAAAGAGCCGCCUUUCGGAAAUUCCCCCCGGACAUCAAUUCUGCCUUUGAAAUCCCAGUAAUGUCCAGGAAAAUCUGGACGUGUGGCAGCCCUGUAGUUACUCAUCUCCUUGGCUCAGGGGUUGCAUAACUCCAUACCUUCCAACAUUUCUACGAUGAAAAUAGGGACGUCCUAAGGAAAUGCAGGACAUUCCAGGAUCAAAUCAGAAACUGGGGUGGCAUCUAUAAAUCUGGUGACCUUUUUAACUGCACAUUCAACCUGAUAUGCUUGCGCAGAGCUUGCAAGGAGGAUAGACUUUAUUGAGCAUUCCUUCUGUGUGGUUUUUUAAGGUGAGGUCAUGUGCAUUCAUCCUGAUAUUUAUUUGCUUACAGGAUAUUUAUAUGCCUUGCCAUGAAUCAUUUGUUCACCCCAAGGAUUUCAAUGCAUUUCCCCAUCUCUUUCCUAACUGCAAAACAAUAUGUUUUAUUUCUUGGCAGCAAAGAACUUCAAUUUACUUUUAAAUUGCACAAAUCUAAUUAACAGUGGAAUUGCCUGCAGAAUACUGGCAGUUUUGAGUCAUCCCUGAUCACCUGAUGUCAGUCUUGUGUGGUCUUUCAGAAUGUUGGACCACAAUCCCCACAGUUCACUUACAUAUUCUAUCUGUAAAUAAUUUUUAUUAAUUUUCAAUUAUUAAAAUCCAAUAACAGCCACAUUUUUUCAAUAUCAAAUUACAAUUCCCAUCCAAAUAUAGAUCAAUUAUACGGCCAAUUAUACAUUUUGAAUGACUUCCCAUGUGCUGGGUUUCGGGGUGUAAAGUUCUUAUUUCUUUCUGCUUCCGAAAUCUUAGUUAAUCCAAUUACAUUCAGUCCUGAUCUUAGUCCCUUAUCAACAGCUACUGAUUUCUUGACCUCCAUUCAUGCUGAGAUAUUCAAUUUUAAAAAAAAAAAUCCACGAAAACAGUUUUGUAUCCUGUAAAUUCCCUGUGUGAGAUGUUUAUUUUCCCAUUUGUUUCUUCAUUGUUCUAAUUAGAUCACUUACAUAUUCUAAUUUACAAAGUCGAGAAGGCAUUCUUCACACCUGUUCAUAAUUAUUAAUUUGCAGUGCCUACUUGCUCCCCAUCAGUGAUGUAGAAUGCAAGACCAACUACGCUUGCAUACCCCACUGAACUUUAUUAUGUCCCUAGAGUAAAGGUCAACAGGUCUGGGACUUGUCUACAGGUGGGUGGGUGACCUCACUGGGAAUAACAUGAAAACCGUCUUAACUUCCAUGAUGGAAAAAAGGCAGUAUAUAAACCUACAUAAGUAAAACGGUUUUACUCACAUCUUCAGAUGCCACUCUAGUCAAUCGAUUCCCACACUUUUUGGAUGGUUUAUGUGAGGAAGAUGGGAAUGAAUGGAAUUUUCUACACCAUGCUGCCUGGCUGAGAUGAAGUAUUUUCUUUUCGGAUGUCCCUGUGGGGAUGUCUUAACUGCUCUCUCUUUCUUCCUCCUUAUCAAGCAUAAUGGGUUUUGCAAGGCAUCCAUUAUCCAGUUGCCUCCUGUUCCUGUUCUUGGUGGUGAGCCCAUUCCACCUGCAGAGGAGAUCACCCUAGAUUGUGCUUUAUAUGAUCACCAGGUAGGUGCAAUUUUUAAACAUGGUUUUCAGCAAUUCACACACACAGAGAAUUCACAACCGGUUGCUUGCUCUGAGGUUCACUGGAGAGGGUCUGAUGGUGUACACGAAAGCUAGUUUGGAAACCAAAGCCCUUUGGGACUUGAAGCACGACUACUUCUCCUCUUGCACCAAAUCCUGUAGCACCCAGACUUUGAAUGUUUCUAAUUAUUUGGCCUUCCCCAAUUGGCUUCCGUUACCUUUCCACCCACCCACUUUUCCAGAGAAGCAUCCUGACCCAGCUCCUCCCAAGGCCAACUUCCCUGCUUCCCUGCAGAACAAUUAAGGGAUUCUUCAUCCCUAGAGCUAAAGAGGCUGCUAUCCACGCCCCUGUUGCAGUCCUGCUGCACCCCUUUCUUAGCACUCAUGGCAUUGCUAGGUACUUAGACUCAGGGCAUUGGUCUGUGGCACAAAUCUGCAUGAAACUUGCUUGUGUAUGUGUCUAUGUCUCUGUGCAUGCCUUGGUAGCUCGGAUGGUGGAGCAUGAGACUCUUAAUCUCAGAGUUGUGGGUUCAAGACCCAUGUUGGGCAAAAGAUUCCUGCAUUACUAAGGGUUGGACUAGAUGACCCUUGUCAACUCUAAAAUUUUAUGAUUCUAUGAAUUAAGGUAGGUGAUGGGUCGUUAUUUAGCACCAUUGUGCUCAGCUGCCCUAUAAUCCAAGAAAGAUGCAUUAGUUGAAAAGGCGGGGAAGGGGGAGGAGAUCAUAGAAUCAUAGAAUCAUAGAGUUGGAAGAGACCACAAGGGCCAUCGAGUCCAACCCCCUGCCAAGCAGGAACACCAUCAGAGCACUCCUGACAUAUGGUUGUCAAGCCUCUGCUUAAAGACCUCCAAAGAAGGAGACUCCACCACACUCUUUGGCAGCAAAUUCCACUGUCGAACAGCUCUUACUGUCAGGAAGUUCUUCCUAAUGUUUAGGUGGAAUCUUCUUUCUUGUAGUUUGGAUCCAUUGCUCCGUGUCCGCUUCUCUGGAGCAGCAGAAAACAACCUUUCUCCCUCCUCUAUGUGACAUCCUUUUAUAUAUUUGAACAUGGCUAUCAUAUCACCCCUUAACCUCCUCUUCUCCAGGCUAAACAUGCCCAGCUCCCUUAGCCGUUCCUCAUAAGGCAUCGUUUCCAGGCCUUUGACCAUUUUGGUUGCCCUCCUCUGGACACGUUCCAGUUUGUCAGUGUCCUUCUUGAACUGUGGUGCCCAGAACUGGACACAGUACUCCAGGUGAGGUCUGACCAGAGCAGAAUACAGUGGCACUAUUACUUCCCUUGAUCUAGAUGCUAUACUCCUAUUGAUGCAGCCCAGAAUUGCUGCAAGGAUACAAGGGCCUACCCCAAAAGACCGCCUGGGCCACCUUAAGCAACAGAAUUACCUGCCAUACAUAGGAAGAGGUCCUUUCAUCAGCACUAAUACCGGCUGGUUUAUUUAUUUCAGUGAACCAUUGUCAUUUUUAAAUUAGGUUGCCCAUCUAGAUUUACCUCUGUGAAAGAGGUCUAAUUUGCUGGCCGGGAACCCAGACACAACAAAGGACUUUUAAUGGCUCAACAGAAGUGGUGAUUUCACCAUGCUGGUGACCAAAGCUCCUCCUGUUAAUGGUGAAGGAUUUCUGCCUCCUGCUCAUCCUUCUGUAGGGCCUUGAGGCUGUGCAUUGGGGAGAAACACAAGCCGUAUAGAUCUCUGGGUAUGUCUCCUAGGAUUGCCACCUUUCCUCUGGCAAAAUACAGGGCAGGGGAGGGCAGAAUGGUUAGGGGACGCCUCCCCCCCCCAUCUGCUGCUGAAGUGACUUCAAAGCAAUUCAUUACAAUCUUUUGCAUCCUAACAGAAUGGUCCCUCUACAAUUUGUCUCUCUCUCUCUCACACACACACACACACAAAUUUGUAAAUCUGUCUGUGCUUGGCUACCCAGAGCUUAAUUACAUGACCUUUCCCACACCUUUCAAACACUUGCAUUUGGAGAGAAUCCCUAACUUGGCACACACACACACACAGAGAGAGAGAGAGAGAUGAAGACCUGAAAUACAGGACCUGGCAUUUUACAUCGACAGUCCUGUAUUUUACAGGGCAGGUGGCAACCCUAAUAUCUCCCAUGCCCUCUUUGUUUAUGGGAGUGGAUGGGGAAAGUCAUUGCACCUCAUGAGAUUUGCACCUGCUCAGAGCUUCAAGCUGAGAGGUCUGUAUAUUAUUUAUUCAUUUAUUUGGACUGUGUUCUGACUAGCACCAGCAGACUGGACAUAAUGGUUUUCUUUUCUAGGCCGGCGGUUCCCAUUUCAUCGAGCAUUCCUUGCAUCAUCUUGGGAAGAACAUCCCUUCCCCUGGAACUGGCCGCAGGGUCCUUGACCUCAUCCAUUCGCACAACGACACGCACGCAUCCCAUGAAUCUCACUCUGCCGAAGCUCCAGCCGUCGCGGCAGCAAAGCCUGUCGUCAAGAGAGCGGUGGAAGCUGUGCCACUCCCAGCAAUUUCGCUACAAUUAUGCCCAGGGAGGAUUCGCCACUUUAAGAUAUAG